Pseudovirgaria hyperparasitica is the source of this 1562-nucleotide messenger RNA. RefSeq lists its product as uncharacterized. The transcript is spliced from 2 exons. Bases 248 to 1273 code for a protein of 341 amino acids. Lineage: Eukaryota; Fungi; Ascomycota; Dothideomycetes; Acrospermales; Acrospermaceae. The record is from RefSeq and is a predicted model, not a curated record. Gene Ontology annotation, cellular component: fungal-type vacuole membrane.
AGUAUGAGUAUGCUGGCCGCCCGAAUUGACGGGAUCCACAUCAUUAACCUCUUGCGUGCCUGUGCUAAUAUGGCGUUUACCCGUGCGUUGCAAAGCUUUUUAUAUACUGGCUGGUCUGUCCCAAUUCUACACCGUGCGGUUGUCGUGAUUCUGUCUACGAAGUGACUGUCCAAUACUUCGCUGGUAUAUAGGCAGAGAACCCUCUCUAUAUACGUUCACUCUUUAUCAGACUCAUUACACUGACACCAUGGCGGACGAUAAGUACACGUCACAAGCAGAGCGUUUCAGCAAUCUCUCCAGGGAAGGAUCAGAUGCUACUCCAACUGGACAGAAACCAUCAUUUGGACAAAAGGCAAAAAGACAUUGCGCAAAAUGGUGGUGGGUACAUGUGUUGGUGUGGAUUGCUAUCAUCUUGAUUGUUGUGCUUCCCAUUAUAUAUGUCGGUAUUCCGAAUAUCGCACAACAGCAACUAAAUGAUUCCACUCUCACUGUCGAAGCUCAAGCUGUGACCAACCCGCAGCCAAACAGUGUUGAGCUUGCCAUCAACUCUACCGCUCACAGCAAAAGCUCUUUCCACCCAACAAUUGAGGGAUUCGAAGGGUCACUCUAUCUCAAGGACCAGCCCGAGAAGCCCUUUGGUAUACUCCACAUACCAGAGACCAGUGUACAAAGCGCUGUCCCUAUCAAUAUCACCCAAACCCUGGAAAUUACAGACAUGGACGCUUUCAUUGCGUACAACAAACUGAUUGUUACAAGCGAAACAUACUCCUACGGAAUCAAGGGGAAGACUGUUAUCCACCAACAAGGCCUCGACGGUAUUAAUGUCGACUACGACAAGACAGUCACUCAGAAGGGGCUCAAUGGAUUCAAGGGCUUUGAACUUCAGGACUACAACAUCACAAUCAUGCCAGAGUCUGACGGCACUACGCUACGAGGCACAGCCUACAUCCCCAACCCCUCAGUGUCCACACUACAACUGGGCAACGCUGUGUUCAACUUGACAUGCGAAGACCAGUACAUCGGACAGGCAUUUAUCAACGAUCUUGUUCUGAGGCCAGGCGACAACUACUAUCCAACAAACGCCAAGACGAACCAGACGCUUGUCGUUUCAAUUCUCAUGAAUGGCAAGCACGGCGAUUUCCAGCUUCCCAUCAACAUCAUAGGCGACAGUAUCACCAACUCGGAUGGUAUCAAGAUCGACUAUCUCUCGGAAGCGAUGCGGGCGAGCACCAUCUCCAUCUCCUUGAACGCGAGCGUCGCUUUCAACAACUGAGAAUGAACACGCUGCUUCUGAACGCCUUCUUAGCAUGGGCGUAGUCUCCUGAGAUUGAUUAAUGUUGAUCCAUUACUCUCGCAUACUUAACAGAUACCAAAGGAUAGGGUCAGGCGUUUUUAGAUUCAUGUCCAGUUUAAUGAGUAGAACUCAAUUCAUGCAUGGUGCGUAGUAAUACAUGUGGGGCUUUAGUAUGCCAGACACGGUUCUCUCUAUUCAGUCGAGGUUUUCAUGGAGUGCAUCUGUAAAUAUCUGAUAGACAAGUAGCCCAAUUCUACCACAUUUAGUC